AUGGUCAGCAGAUUUGCAAAACCAGUUCCUGUUUUGUGUAUGGUAUCGAACAUAGUGCUCAACUAUAUCUUCGCUCUGCAUCAUCACAGAAUCACAACCUGGAAUAAUUCCAUCCUGAGUCCAUUUGCUAUCCAACAAUACUUUGAUGCUGUGUCUGACUAGGGUGCUGCCCUUAACAACUGUUUUGGGUUUGUGGAUGGAACUGUUCGCCCGAUUUGCAGGCAGGGGGAACACCAACGGCUUGUUUAUAACGGGCACAAGAGGGUACAUGCCCUAAAUUUUCAGGCUGUUGCUCUUCCUAAUGGGCUUACUGGACAUUUGUUCGGCCCUGUGGGUAAGUCUAGUUAUUCCUACAGUCUCUUUUGUUUUUGGUUUUAAGACACCAGUUUUGGCUUAGAAAAAUUUAUGAGUUGAACAAUUGAUUUUUCAGAGGGAAAGAGGCAUAAUGCUGCCAUGUUGGCGAACUCUAAUUUUCUCACCGCUUUGGAGCACAAUGCUGUAUCCCCAACUGGCCAACAGAUGUGCAUAUACGGAGACCUGACCUAUCCUUUAAGGGUAAAUCUCAUGGCACCGUUCAGAGGGGCCGCCCUGACAGCGCAAAUGGAAGCCUUCAAUGAUUCUAUGUCGAAUGUGCGUACCUCAGUCGAGUGGUUGUUUGGAGACAUUGUGGAGUAUUUCAAGUUUAUGGACUUUAAAAAAACCUUGAAAUAG
Messenger RNA from Porites lobata, 711 nucleotides. NCBI's taxonomy places the organism in Eukaryota, Metazoa, Cnidaria, Anthozoa, Scleractinia, Poritidae. The record is from the annotation of a GenBank genome assembly.